Molecule: messenger RNA, 588 nt
Organism: Schizophyllum commune H4-8
Lineage: Eukaryota; Fungi; Basidiomycota; Agaricomycetes; Agaricales; Schizophyllaceae
Exons: 6
Coding region: 1-588 (195 amino acids)
Source: RefSeq, a predicted model, not a curated record
AUGCCUCGGCACCGACACGACGAUGGACUGCAAGUACCGUCAAUGUGCUCUCGGGCUAGCUCAAUGCUACGACGAGCGGGCAGCCCAAUGCCCAAUGCAACCGCUCCCGGGCUUCUUGAGGGUCUUCUCGGAAUCAUCCAAUCCAACCUCACGACGCCACGCAAGAGCGUCAAUAACUCGAGGAGCUCGUUCCAAUGCCGCGGACACGGGAAGCUCAAUGAACACCUCGAUUUCGUCUUCUCAACCUCCAGACGCGUUGCAAGUGCGUCAAUGCUCUCUUGGCUCAGCCCAAUACAGCUGGUCUCGGGCGGCCAAUGGUCUAGUCAGCGCUCAGCCUCUCUUCUCAUCCGAGCCCCGAUGCCACGCAAGAGCAUCAAUGCCCGCGCAAAACGCCUGGAUGACCUUGCGAGCUCGCCCGAUGACAAGGAGACCGGGCAGCUCAAUCACUUCUUCUACAUCCUCUCGAGCAAAUCCGGCGCCUCGACUCCUAGCCGCCAAGUGGCAAUGACAUUCCCGAACCCAUGCUAUGCUGGCGAGCUCUUGGCAACCUGGAGAUCAACGAAGGCUUGUUCUCGCUACCGAGGAUAA